UUUCUAAAACCGUAUAGAUAAAUUGGUGUGGUUAGGUCUUAUGACCUACCAUACAUUGUUUCUACUACUUUAUCUCUUCGCCCCCUGUCAUCCAUCGUUUCUGGCCCUGCGUUUGAUUCACUUCCAUGGCAAGGGGAAAUGAGAUUACCAAUUCCGCCUUUACUGAAAUUAUGGCGCCCUCUGCAUCGUCUUCAAAUCCAACGAAGAAGGUGCGGUACGAUGUAUUCAUAAACCAUCGCGGCCCUGACACCAAGCAAACCCUAGCCGCCUCAAUCUACCGUGACCUCAAACUCAUGGGACUUCGGCGUUUUCUUGGAUGAACCAGAGCUCGAUCUUGGUGAUUCCAUACCCUCAGAGAUACAACAUGCCAUCGCUACUUCUUUUCUUCAUAUUGCUAUCCUUUCACCCACAUAUGCAGAAUCCACUUGGUGUCUGGAAGAGUUGUCCCUUAUGCUGAAAACUGGCCAGACUAUCAUUCCCCUGUUCUACAAUGUUGAUAUCAAUCAUAUCCGUUGGAUUCGUAAAGGAGAUGGACCCUAUGCUGAAGCAAUUUCCAAGCUUGAAGCCAAGGAGAGAUAUAGUCCAGAAAAGAUUGAGGAUUGGAAGUCGACGCUGGAAAAGGUUUCAUAUCUUAAGGGCUACAUUGUCAACAGUAAGAAAAAUGCAUCUUUGUACAGUGAUGAAGAAGUGUUGAAGAUUAUUAAAAAUUAUGUUCUGAAGAUGUCCAGAAAGACUCCAUUUGUGAUGCCCAAACAUCUUGUGGGUCUUGAUAAAAUCUUACAAGACUUUGAAAGAAGUGUAUUGCAAUCUUCUAAAAAUGUAAAAAUUGUGGGGAUUACAGGUAUGGGAGGGUGUGGAAAAACCACAUUGGCAAAACAAUACUACAACAAGAUGAUACAGUCCUCCUACAGAUGUAGUUUUCUUUUUGAUGUUUCAACUAAACAUUUGUAUGAAAUGCAAAAAAAAAUGUUUCGAGAUCUUGGUGGUUCAGAAGAUGUAUCAUUUGAUAGUAUAGAAGAAGGAAAAGCAAUUUUAACAGAGCAUUUGAGUUUUGUUCAGGUAUUUAUUAUCUUGGAUAAUGUAGAUCAUAUAGAUCAAUUAGAAUCUCUCUUACCAAUAAAAGAUGAUCUUGGGCAUGGCAGUGUGGUUGUGGUUAUAAGUCAAAAUUCGCACAUUUUUACAUUAUGGGGAAUUCCUUCUGAUUCUAUUUUCAAGAUGGAGGAGUUUAAUUCUGGACAUUCUAUGGAACUAUUUUGCUGGCAUUCUUUCGGAAAACCCUCUCCAAAAGAUGGAUUUGAAUGUCUUGUUAGUGGUUUUUUAAAAUUCUGCCAUGGAUUGCCAUUAGCCCUCAAGGUAUUAGGAGGACUUGUGCAUGGAAGGUCGAAGGGUUUUUGGGCUUCGCAAUUGGAUAAGGUCUCGAAAUCAUUGCCCAAAGGCAUUAGAAGCUUGCUAAAAGUGAGCUUUGAUGCACUAGAUGAGGAAGAAGAGAAGGAGAUAUUUUUAGAUAUCUCUAUUUUCUUCAUAGGAACAGAAAAGGAUUCAGCCAUCGCAGUGUGGGAUGCGUCCGAAUGGAGUGGGGAGUGUAGUUUGCAAAUACUCGUGGAUAAGUCUUUGGUUGAGAUAGAUGAGUAUAACUGCUUGAGAAUGCAUGAUCUGCUGAGAGAUUUGGGAAGGGACAUCUCAAAGACAAAGUCACCGUACCGCGUUUGGUCAUCGGAGCAAAUUACCCAUAUUGAGGAAAAGGGGAAGGGAAGCGUGCAGAUUCGGGGAAUUAAAAUUCGAACGGAAGAGGUUCAUGAAGACUUUGUGGAGCUUGUUCAAGGAUCAGGUAGAAGGUUGAAGCGAAAACGGGGUUUAAAAAUCGUGGAUGUUGAAAACAAUUAUCUUACAGAAGAAUUAGCACCAGUAUCAGAAGGCCUUGUAUCGCUGCGAUGGGCCAAGUUUCCGCAUACAGCUAUUCCGCCAUGGAUUUCGUUGAAGAAGUUGAGAGUUUUAGAGCUUUGCGAGGCUUCUAAUUUAGAAGAACCGUGGAGGGAGAGUGCCAACCCUCCUGUGCAGUUGGAAGUGCUGAGAAUCAUUCAUGCCGGAAGUUUCCUGAGAUUUCCAAGGUCAAUAGGAUUUCUAAAGCAUUUAAAAAAGAUAUAUUUUUAUGGCCAAGGAGCUCCUAUUGAAGGUUUACCAGAUGAGUUUUGCUGUCUCCAAUCGCUGGAGCGCCUGGAGUUAGUUGGAUGUGAUGAGCUAAAAUCAUUGCCUAGCAAGUUCGGUGAUCUGACAAAUCUGCAGCAUCUAAUUUUGAAAAGAUGCCGUGGGAUCGAAGGUUUACCAGAAGAUUUUGCCUGCCUCCAAUCACUGAAGGAGUUAGUGUUAAGUGAUUGUCAUAAGCUAAAAGCGUUGCCUAGCAAGUUCAGCAAUCUCACAAAUCUGUGGAUGACCUUCAGCAAAGUGCCGGUGAUCGACAAUAUAAAUAUGAUGGAUAUGGAGAGUUUGAGGUGGGUAAACAUCAUGCUAGAAUGUCACCGGCUAUCAGCAUGUGGAGCUUGCCUUCAAACAAUAAAUAGAGAGAAAUGGCCAUCCAGAUUAACGAUUUGUGUAAAGAGUGUGGCUGGCGUGGAGGCGAUUGUGAAGUCUAUUUCAUCUCCUGCUCUCACUUUGGUUGACUCGUUCCACCGGCGGAAGAGGAGAUAUUCUUGGUCGCUCGACGAUAAUUAUUGGCGGUAUGUCUUUUUGACAGAGCGUCCUGCCAACGCGGCAGCGAUGAUAUGCCUUGUUAUAGAUUCCAAAAAUGUCAACUUUCUUAAGUUGACUAGUGUUAUAGAUCUCAAUUAUUAUAGUGAAGGUUUUUGGCCAGGACCAAACCAUUGUGAAACGUAUUUAUGGCGUGGAAAAAGGGUAUGCAUAGGCAUCUUCACUGCAUCUUCACUCGUGGGAAGCGAAGUCUCUUUCUCACUAGGUUGGAAAAAGGGCCAUGCGGAAGAAGAAUUGGUAGAGAUGGGAAUAUUAGUGAUGGGCGAGGAAAGUGAAGUUGUGGAUGCUUUUUAUCAAUUAGUACAAGAUUUGGGAAAAGCACAAGAUAUUUGUGAGCCUCGAUGAAUUUGUAAAUCUGAAUAAUUAUAAUUUAAGGAUAGAUGAUGGAAAAUUAGGUUGUAAAUAUUAUAAAUUUUAUUGUGUAAUAUUUGUAAUUAAAUUGUUUUUAAUUGAAGAAUAUUUAUGUUA
Messenger RNA from Cryptomeria japonica (Japanese cedar), 3213 nucleotides. RefSeq names its product disease resistance protein RUN1. Gene Ontology annotation, biological process: defense response. The coding region runs from base 451 to 3090 and encodes 879 amino acids. Lineage: Eukaryota; Viridiplantae; Streptophyta; Pinopsida; Cupressales; Cupressaceae. The transcript is spliced from 5 exons. Gene Ontology annotation, molecular function: ADP binding. The record is from RefSeq and is a predicted model, not a curated record.